CGGCCAUCUUUGCAUUACCUGACAAGAGAACCGUCGGUUUUUCCAUGGAAUUAUCCACCAAAAAACACCACCAAAGCCUCUAAAGCCAUGUCUCAAACCUUCAAGAGUCCUCGGCCAAUACCUGUUUUAGUAAACGAGUCGACUUUUAGUCACAAGAAGACGAGAAGAGGUUUUGAUGUCGAGUGUUUACCACCGAGGCCGCCAGUCAAGUCUGCUCCUCCUGUCAGCCGAAUAUUCAAGCGUUCAAGAAAACAUGUCGAAGGAGCUCAUGCUGUCAGCUUUAAGGAAAAUGGAUGCAAAUUAGAAUCACCUGAACUUGUAAGUCCUCACUACGAUGCAAAAUCCAAAGAGCUAUAUUUCAAACAGUGUUUUGAGGUCAUAAGUAGACUAGGUGAAGGAUCAUUUGGUGAGGUAUAUAAAGUAAGAAGCAAGGAAGAUGGGUGUUUGUAUGCAGUCAAGAAGUCACGGGAAAGAUUUCGUGGUGAUGCUGACAGGAGGUAUAAACUGGAAGAAGUGAAUAAACAUGAACUGUUGAGACGACAUCCAAAUUGUGUAAGAUUUGUGAAGGCCUGGGAAGAAAGACAAAAUCUAUAUAUUCUCACAGAGCUCUGUGUUAUGAGUCUGAAGAAUUCUCUCGAGACCAUGGAAUCGUUUCCUGAAAAUGAAGUAUGGAACUUGUUGGUUGACCUGACUUUGGGUCUGAAACAUUUGCAUGAUCACAAUAUGGUGCACAUGGACAUCAAACCUGCUAAUGUAUUUGUUGGAAGAGACAAACUUUACAAAAUAGGAGACUUUGGGUUAGUUCUAGAGCUGUCUAAGUGUGAAGAGGUCACUAAUGCACAGGAAGGAGAUCCAAAAUACCUUGCUCCAGAACUUAUGCAGGGAAGUUUUACAAAAGCAGCUGAUAUUUUUAGCUUAGGAAUCAGUAUUUUAGAAACUGCAUGUGACAUAGAGCUACCAAAGGGAGGAGAUGCUUGGCAUCAGUUAAGAAAUGGUCAGCUACCUAAAACAUUUACGCAAGGUUUAUCUCCAGAGCUGAGUCAUUUAAUAACUUGGAUGAUGGAUCCUGAUCCUAGAAAAAGACCCACUGUAGAUGACAUCCUUGCCCAGCCAUCUGUCAAAAAGACUUGGAGAAAACGAAAAUGGCUUUACUAUUACAGUAAGAUGUAUUCAUCCCUCUCAAAGUUCUACAUCUGGAUAUCAAUAUAUGUAAUGUGGAUAAUAAUGUUACUGGUAUGGCCCUUCAAGCCACUAAAACGUUUUUGGUCAACUGACACCCCAACACCCAAUCAGGAUGUAUCAUUUCAUUCUGAAACUAGUUAUUCUACUAUGGAAGAUUCCCAUAACCUGUCACAAGAGAGUGUCCAUACUCCAGACAGAAGUGCAUCCUUUGAGGAUCUACUAUCCCAUCCAGUAGCCAGACCCCCUUGGCAUAAGGACGGUUAUUGCAGCUCGCCAACACAUCUACAAGUACCGACUUCAACAUCUCACACCAAAGCUUCUCCAGCAACAUUUGCAAUGAACCACUUAAAUGGACAGUUGACCCCUCCAUUAGAUACAAGCAGUCCAAGUCGAGGGCAAUACACACCUCCCUCUGAAGGACGAAGGGGGAGAUUAUUUGAAGAUGAUGGUGUUACGGCAAAACUGGGAGUUGGACCCAAGAAUCUGUUAGACGUUUUUGAAGAUGCUGCUAUAUGAUUAAUUGUACAUCUAAAAAACUCAGCACUUGGAUAUGUAAUGGAGUCUGCCUCAGUCAGACACAGGUGGUAUAGGGCAACUGCAAGACAAUAUUCAACAGUUUCCCACAACAUUAAGAAAAUCGUAAUAAAUUAGGUGACCUCCUUAAAUUCAGGCAUAGCAAUGGCAAGGAAUGAUGAUUUCAAAAAAGGUUGGUGAAGGUACAUAGGCGGCAUGUUGCAUACCAAGCUUAAAAUGUAUGGUGGAUCCUAUGUAAAUAAUGUCAGCACAGAAGAAAAUAUGGAAGAAGAAACAUGCAGACAAACGUUGGGAAAAUUCCAUAUCGUUGCUGAUUUCAUUUACAUUGACAAUAGUGCAUUUCGGGCUUCAUAAUAUGGAACAAAACGCACACCAAACCUUAUCGAAAUAGCUGUGUACAUGCUUUUUCGUGUGCGUGUAAAAUAAUGACUAUUACCGUAAUAGCUUCGAAGAUCAUCCAACACGGCAUGAAGAAGUUUGUGAUUGGAAUAUUCACUCUAAUGUUUAAUUUCGGCCUGUGUCUUCACCUAAUCUUUUGCUGUAGAGCUACAGUAUGAAAACUGUGGUUGAGCACCAGAGGAAGGCAUAAAUCAGUAUUACAGGCCAUGAAGUAAUAGGGUAAAAUGCCUGUCCUUGCUGAUUGGCAGUCUUAUAACCAUGGUACUGCAUAUUGUUAUUAUAGCACAGCGCAUUAAAGUAUGACCAUUAUGUACUCGCAUACUUCUAUGCACUGGCAUUUUGCUGCCAAACAAACUUUUACAUGCCUUUAUUUAGUAAAUCCUUGUUUAGAAAUGUGUCAGUUUAACGUACAAAAGCCCAUACAUGAAAGUAUGCAAAUACAUUAUUUCUGGUCAUACAUGUUGUGCUGUAAUAUUGACUGCAAAUGUGACUGUCAUAUCACAAAUUUUAACCUUCCAGCAGUGGCAGAUCCAGGAUUUUUUCAAAGGGGGGUUCCGUUUCUUAAACUGUGUAUAAUUCUCUUUUGUUUAGUCGAUGUUUGACAAAAAAAAAUUGGC
Molecule: messenger RNA, 2732 nt
Organism: Actinia tenebrosa (Australian red waratah sea anemone)
Lineage: Eukaryota; Metazoa; Cnidaria; Anthozoa; Actiniaria; Actiniidae
Product: membrane-associated tyrosine- and threonine-specific cdc2-inhibitory kinase
Biological process (GO): meiotic cell cycle; negative regulation of G2/MI transition of meiotic cell cycle; protein phosphorylation
Cellular component (GO): nucleus; cytoplasm
Molecular function (GO): ATP binding; protein kinase activity
Source: RefSeq, a predicted model, not a curated record